Molecule: messenger RNA, 1290 nt
Organism: Aspergillus homomorphus CBS 101889
Lineage: Eukaryota; Fungi; Ascomycota; Eurotiomycetes; Eurotiales; Aspergillaceae
Product: SGNH/GDSL hydrolase family protein
Exons: 4
Coding region: 1-1290 (429 amino acids)
Source: RefSeq, a predicted model, not a curated record
AUGCACUCCCACUACAUCAGAAAAGCGGCUGUGGUCUUCUCCAGCCUUGCGGCUGCACAGUCUUCGCACUGGGUCGAUAUCUGGACCGCUAUGCCGCAACUCACAGAGCCGGGAAAUCUUCCUCCGGAGCCAUUUAAUUCCAGCUCAAUAAUUUUCGCCAACACAACAAUCCGGCAGACUAUCCGCCUCAAUCAGCCCGCUUCGACCAUUCGCCUUCGUCUAUCGAAUGCUUUUGGUGUGGAUGACCUCGACGUCACCAAUGUAUCUCUUGCGCUUCCACUACACAACGAACUCGGCACGAGCGUUAUCGUUCCAAAGACGGCUCAAUCUAUCCUCUUCGAUGGAUUCCAUAGCACAAUCGUUCCUCCAGGGAGCCUGGUUGUAUCCGACCCGAUCCGGCUACCAUCCACGCAAUGGAACACGACCAUCACAGUCGACAUCUACCUGGCAGAUGGACAAUCAGGCGGAGCCAUCACCUCACACCCGGGGAGUCGAACAACCUCGUGGAUGCAGUUUGGCAACUCGAUCAGCGCAGCCAACUUCACAGACCCCUCCGUAGCCAGCGUGGAACACUGGUACUUCCUAAGCACGGUAGAAGCCUACCUCCCGAGCGCAGUCAAAGCCUGCGCCAUCCUAGGCGACAGCAUCACAGACGGCCGAGGCAGCGACAACAACCAGAACAACCGGUGGCCGGACCUCCUGCUCAACCGCAUGCAAUCCACAAAGCCCGUAUCACAAAUCCCCCUCCUCAACCAAGCCGCGGGCGGCAACCGCAUCCUACACGAUAGCCUGGGCCCCUCGCUCCUCUCGCGGCUCGACCGUGACGUCCUCUCGCACAGCCAGAUCCACACAGCCAUCGUCUUCGAAGGCGUCAACGACAUCGGCACGGCCAACGCCGAUCCCCACAACCAGACCACCACGGGCGACCGCCUCAUCCGCGCCUACCGCCAGAUCAUCACGCGGCUCCACGCCGCAGGGAUCCCGGUCUUCGGGGCGACGAUCACGCCGUUCGGGACACCCGCGAACUCGUCAGUCGUGCAGCCGUACUCUGACCCCGAGAGGGAGAGGACCAGGCAACGUGUGAAUGCGUUUAUCCGGGAUGGCGGCGUGUUCGAUGCCGUGCUGGACUUUGAUGCCGUGCUGCGGGAUCCGGGGUACCCUGACCAGUUGAGGGGCGAGUAUGAUUCGGGCGAUCAUUUGCAUCCGAAUGUGGAGGGGUAUGAGGCUUUGGCGCGGUCGGUGGAUUUGGGGGUUUUCUUGAGGGGGGUGUGGUAUGAUGGGUGGUUGUGA